UGUGGUCUGUGUGUGUUGGUAUAGUUGCGCGAGCGCAGAUUUAUUUUGUGUCCGCUCUUACGAUUAUUUUUUUCACAAAUAAUAUGAAUAUACUUAAAUCUAUACCAAUGUAUGUUUUUAAUUGUUAAUGUGGAUAAAAUUAAAACGUUCUAUAGUGUGCAGGAUCUCGUUUUACUAAUUAGGUCAAACUAAACUCACGAACUCUUGGAAGGAGUGAUUGUUUAGUGUUCGCUGAGAGUGACUCACGCGUUUUUGUAUUUGUUAUGGCGACUAUACGUUGGAGUUUUAGCUUUGUUUAGUGGCCUAUAUUUAGAGAAUAUGGCUACACCGCCUAUGCCAAAGCCUCGGACUGGGCUGGUAUCGACAAACAGUGAGCCCUUAAAGAAACCUGUGCCUCUACCGAGGACGAAACUACCAACAACUAGUGAGAGAGUCACUUCAUCCGCUUCGGAAAUCUUGCAAUCUAUUGGAAAUGUUUCUAAACAAUUAUCUGAGGAUGUGGCUAACAAAGUACAAAACUCAGCUAAAAGUGUGAAUGAAAAAUUGGAAAAAUCAUUCAUGGAUGGGUCUAAGUUUGCCAAAGGAACACUAGAAAAGACCAUUACAACUUCUAGAGCUAUGAGGGAUUCUGUCACAAAAUCUGUCAUAGAGGGCACUAAAACGGCUGGGCUCAGACUUCGGCGUUCUAAAAAGUCAAUAGAAGGUUUGCCUUGUGAGUCACAGAGGUGCAUGUCCAUGCCUGAUGUGGACAUGAAAUUGUUUGAUAAUAUUCAGUUUCACUCACCUUUGUUGGAACAUAAGUGGAUAAGGAGUGAGGGCCAAUCUGAUCUGGCACAAAGUGAUCAGGUCAUUCCAUCAAUGAAUUUAAACUGUAAAAACUUUGAUGACCUGUCCCUUUUUUCAAAUAACUCUGAUUCAAAUACAGAUACAGUCAGUACUUUUUCACAUGACAGUAGGGACUAUGAGUACAAUAGAAGUGGGAUGUCAGAAGGUGAACAACUAACUUAUGAUACACCCAAGGCUUCUCGAGCAAACAGUGUAGUUGGUGAGUCACAUUGCCCUGAAAUACCUGAGAGAAGAAAAAAGAGGGAAAGUGUAGACUUCAUGAGGCAGAACUCACUUUAUGAGAAUUGGAAUUUGCCAGGGGAGCCUCUGCUGGCGAGUCCUGAAGUUACAUCUCGACCAAGUAAAAGCACAAUAUUUGAGUUUGACCCCUUAAAUACUGCCACAUCAAAGUAUGAAGGUGUGAGCAAUGAGCUGCUACUGCUUGAGUCAUACCUGACUGGUGACACAUAUGGAACUAUAACUGCUACUGAUGGCUCAGAGGAUAACUUUGAGGACUUUUCUGACAAGGAUUACUUCAACCCCCCUACCCCUCCUGAAAGAACCGAUAGCCUCUUUGACACAGAAUCUGAAAACAAAGCAGACACUGCUGUAGCAGCUGGUAGUAAAGAUAAUAAUUCAAACUGGUUCACGGAUGAGGAUGGACAAUCAAAGCCUGAUGAAGUAAAGAUUGCCAAUACUACGGGAGGAUACAUGCAGAGGUUUUCUAACAUGCUAAAGCUUGAUAACAUGUUAAAUAAAUCCUCUAAACAGAAUGCCCCAAAGGUUGAAGUUGUAGAGCGUCCCGGUAUCAGUGUUUAUGUACAUUAUUAUAGUGGGAUGCUAUCUCGGCUGGUGUCUGGUCCCAGCGGAGUUGAGGAGUUGUUCAAGAACUCCCUGACGCGGCAUUGUGUGCUCUCGGACCAGAAGCUCAUGUGUUAUUCAGAUGCAACAAAUACAGUAUUAAAAGAAACUUAUGCUCUUGAAAGUGUAUUGUCCAUUCAAAUUUCAUUGCCUCUAUCAUCCAGCUCAACUCACAACUAUUGUUUUGAGUUGUCGCUUACCCCGGCCUCGCCUCGUGGCUCUCCCCGCAAGAUUGUGUUCAGCUCAAGCAGCCAAUCAGAUCGUCAGAACUGGGCACAGAAGAUAGCUGAACAUCUCACUAGUGGCUUCCAGCCCAAGUACACUGCCGAGUUCACACGAUGUGGAUGGUGCUAUUUGAAGGAGGGCGUCAGCGGCGAGUGGCAGGGGGCGUGGGUGAUGCUCAUCCGACGAGUCCUGGUCUACCACACAAAGGACGGCGCCUUGAGGACCGUCGACCUGAGAAAGACCAGAUGUGUUGUAUCUCAGAACGCGGAUGAGGAGACCAAGAAGUGUUGUCCAAACGACGGCGGCGGCAAUCUACUGCUGGACUGCUCUCACGCCACCCUGUACCUGCGCUUCCCUUACGAACGAGAACUCAAGGGCUGGCGCUACAUGGUGAAGCUGGCGGCGCACAACAACGGCGCGUACCUCCACCACCAGCAGCUGACGCAGGACGACGUGCCGGCCCUGGUCGACAAGUGCAUCAGCUUCAUAUACGCACACGGCAGCAUGACGGAGGGCAUCUACCGGCGCGCCGGGUCCAGCUCGGUCCUGUCCACUCUGCUGGCCAACUUCCGUCGCGACGCGUGGUCGGUGCAGCUGAGCGCGCGCGGGCACUCGGAGCACGACGUGGCCGGCGUGCUCAAGCGCUUCUUCCGCGACCUGCCGGAGCCGCUGCUGCCGCAGGAGAAGCACCAGGCACUGGUGUCUGCGUUGGUUAUAGAAGAUGAGAAGGCACGGCAAGCGGAGUUCCGCCGCCUCAUGUUAGACCUGCCCGUGGUGGCGCGCCGCACGGCUCGCAAGCUGUUCGCUCACCUCCACUUCAUACACACAAUGGCCGCCUACAACAAGAUGGCGGCUGACAAUCUCGCUGCGGUGUGGGCGCCUACCAUCAUGCCCGCUGCGGUGACCAGCGACCAGAUCCAAACGGCUUGGUCUUCCAAAGAAGUGUUCGUGGUUCGCGACCUCAUAGCUCACUACGAGGCUAUAUGGGAGCCGACAGAAGCGGAGAAGCGUCGCGAGGCGGCUGUCAGGAGGGUGCUACUACGGGUCACCAGCCAACCGGCCCCCAGCGCGCCUAAAGCCGCUGGUGACCUCAAAGCGUGGGUGUAUGUGCAUGACCGCUCCACGUGUUUUCAGGUUUCCCUGACCCCGAGCAAGACGAGCGCGGAUAUCUGCGUAGAACUCUGCGAAAAGGCCAACGCUGAAUCGCACUUACUGAUGUUAGAAGAAGUCGUAUGCAACGAAGCGAUGCGUAGGACUGUGCACAUCGACGAAAUAGUCCUAGACGUGGUCCUACGGUGGGGAUAUUGGGACGAGGAAGAUAGGAAAGACAACUACAUAGUGGUCAGAGAAAACAAGGUCUUGUACGAUAUGGAGGCGUUAAGACAUAAGACGUCACUGGUGUGCGGCGAACUCAAGUUUGCCAGCGAAGCCAACAAGGCAUUCAAAAUGUACAUGUUCGAACUUAAGAACGGGAAACUUUGCUAUUUCAAGGAUAAACAGGGCUCGCAUUUGAUAGAAGAAUGGAACCUCAAAGACAUCCUGUGGUACACCGGGCAUGAGACGAAGAGGAAUCCCCAAACACGGUGGGCGAUCACCUUUAUACCAAGAAAUAAUAAACAAAAAAGAUCCAAAGACCGUCCAUGGUUUGGCUGCACCAUAGGCGGUGCGGUGACUGAAGACCAGCUCAAGUGGAUGACUGCGAUGAUGUUUGCCGAACACCCCAACGUACUCCCGACCCCCAGGCUCGUCAUCACAUAGAUUAUAGUUAAUAAAUAAGUACAAUGUUGUAUUGGAGAAGACCGGAUGAAUGCCAAUAAAAGUAUAAUUAUAAUUUUAUAAUAGGAGUAAAAUAUACCCAGGUAACGCAUGUUCAAGAAGAAUAUUUUGUUGAAAAAAAUAAGAUUAGUUUUUCGAGGGACCAACUAUUUUUAAUACAGAAAAUAGAAAUACUUAUAUUAUUUAUGUUGUCAGGUAAAUUAAACAAUUAAUUUUCUUUGUUAAAUAAAAAAAAUAUAUCAUUUCUUAUUCAUUAUGAUCGCUAGUAAAUAUACUUAGUUCAAUGUUAUAGUUUAGCAACUUGCAAACUGACCUUCUUAGUCAAAAUAUACUGUAUAUAUGUAUAAUAUUUAUGUUGUUGUUGGAUGUGAAGAUAAACUGAUAUUCACUAGUUAUGCCUAAGAUUAACCGGGAGGACUGCCAAAUGUUAGGUCUUUGAUUACGAAAUGGUACGAUUUUUUUUGUUACUUAUACAAAAAUUAUUAUGAAAGAAUAAAAUAUCAUAAUUAUUUCCUGCAAUAGUUAAUGUCCAAUUUCAUCAUCAUAAGCCUCACUUACUCAUUUCUGGCAAAAAGGGUAGAAUAGGAGUAAGUACUUACUUAAUAUUUACCGCUCCCGGUUAACUUUAGGUUUGUUAGUCUAAUCUUAAAUCUAUCCCUAGCCCCAACAUUUGAGGAAGCACAUCCAUAUUAUUAUGACAAUAUUUAUACAGUAAAAUCUUAAGUUUCAGUAGGCAAAUUUAAAUUUAAUAUUAAUAAUUUGCAAAUAAUUAUAUAAAUUAGUGCAAAAAGAUUUCUUAUAAAUAGCUGUUUUCGUAAGUCUGUUAUUUACGAAAAACAAUGUUGUUUAGACUACUCUAAAAAGGUCAUUUUUUAUUCAAGUAAAUACGUUUAGUUUCAAAACUAUCUGAAAUAUACAUUUUAACGAACUAUUGUUGUGUCUGGUAAAAUUUAUUCAGCUCCAAUCCUACACAUUGUUUAGUCUGCAGUUUAUUUUUGUCUUGAUUCGACUUUAUAGAUAACAAAAAAAAAACUUAUCUAUUUUUUUACUGUAGUGAUGGUACUGAAAUUAAAAGAAUUGUGAUGAUAUGUAAACAUUGCCAAAGUGUACAAAUUGAAUAUUAACAAAUAAACUAAAUAAAUAUACAAAUAAACAAAUAUGUAUUAUGUAUUUCUACACGAAUACUUAGCUCAAAUAAAUAGUAUUAAGCGUAGAUAUAUUUCCAGGUGCUUUUAUACAAAAUAGAUCGCCUUUAUUAACGUAAUUAAUUUUAUUGUACACGGAAAAUGUAGUUUAAAUAAAAAGCUACGAAUAGGUAUAUGAAAUAAAUUAAUAUGUUUGAUUAGAUGGAUGGAUUAGAAUUCUCGAUAUAGUACAACAAUGGUGCUGCUUAAUUUUCAAAUUUCACAAUUUCAUUUGCAGCUAAGAAAAUGUAAUGACUUAAGUAUGUAAGUACUACUUUUUAAAAAAUCUAAAAUAUAUUUUUUAUUAUUCAUGAAAAUCUAAAUACCAUUUCACAGAAAAACUUAUAACUAGAUAAAAUCAAAUAUGCACUAACUAACAGAAAAGUUACUUCUAAAUAAUUGGUGCUAAUAACUGUUCUCUACAACUUAUUUUUAGUUCAAUCUAUAGGCUAUUCAGUGUCCCACUACUGGACAAAGGCCACGUUAUUAGUUCUUAUAAACUGACCACCGUUCCCGAUCAUGAACUUCCAUCGGAUAUUGAGACAAUACCUAUAUUUUUAUUAUUUAUGCAAUAAAAAUUUCAAUAGCCUUUUUUAUAUGUAAUUUAUAUGUAACUUUUCCUAGAAACCACUAUUGUUAUUAAAAUUUUAGAUAAAUUUAUACUGGCGUUGUUCUCAUUUCGUGAAAAUCAAGUAUAUUUUUUACAGAAGGUAGUUUUAUAUUUAAUAAAAUAUGUGUCUGAAUUUAGCCUAUUUCAAUUGAUAUGAUAUUGAUGAAUAAUGUUAAUAUAUUUUAUAUAACCUUAUACCUAAUUAGAAAUAAACGAACCAUAUAUUUACACUG
This is a messenger RNA of Plutella xylostella (diamondback moth), 5714 nucleotides long. RefSeq names its product RhoGAP_ARAP and RA_ARAPs domain-containing protein RhoGAP15B (gene RhoGAP15B). The record is from RefSeq and is a predicted model, not a curated record. Lineage: Eukaryota; Metazoa; Arthropoda; Insecta; Lepidoptera; Plutellidae. Gene Ontology annotation, cellular component: cytoplasm. Gene Ontology annotation, molecular function: phosphatidylinositol-3,4,5-trisphosphate binding. Gene Ontology annotation, biological process: signal transduction.